UACCUCAGACCCUCCAUGCUCCAGCAUCUGCUGCGCCGACUGGUGUUUGACGUCCCGUUGUUGUCUGAAUACUGUAAGAUGCCUCUAAAGCUGUUGACGAAUCAUUACGAGCAGAACUGGAAGUAUUACUGUCUGCCGUCCGGAUGGGGGAGUUACGGUCAAGCGUCCGAGGAGGAGCUGCUACUUACCAAGAAGAUCUUUUGGGGAAUCUUUGACUCUCUGUCUCAGAAGAAGUAUGAGCAGGAUCUGUUUAAGAUGGCCAUGCCGUGUCUGAGUGCCAUCGCUGGAGCUCUGCCGCCGGACUACAUCGACUCCACGCUCAGCACCACGCUGGAGAAACAGGUGUCUGUCGACACGCAGGGAAACUUCAACCCCAGACCCGUAAACACAGCCAACAUCUGCCUGCCGGAGAAGCUGGAGUACAUCGCAAACAAAUACGCUGAACAUUCCCAUGAGAAAUGGGCUGCUGAGAAGGUGCUUCUGGGCUGGAAACAUGGAGAAAACAUCGACGAGAAAGCAAAAACUCAUCCGAUGCUGAGAUCCUACAAGUCCCUGACAGAGAAGGAGAAGGAGAUGUAUUGCUGGACGGUGCGCGAGUCCUUGAAGAGCAUGUUAGCGAUGGGCUGGAGCAUCGACCGCACCAGAGAAGAAGACAGCGUGUUCCAGCAGAGAGAGAUGGAGAAGAUGCGCCGCAUCUCACAGGCCUCUCAGGGUAACGGCUUCAAUCCAAACCCGCUGGACAUGAGCAGCGUCCUUCUGUCCAGAGAACUGCAGUCGAUGGUUGAGGUCGUAGCUGAAAACUAUCACAACAUCUGGGCCAAGAAGAAGAAGAGUGAUCUGUGCAGCAGAGCCACAGGAGGAGCUCAUCCGCUGCUGGUGCCCUACGACACGCUCACGGCCAAAGAGAAGACCAGAGACCGCGAGCGAGCGCAGGAUCUCUUCCGCUUCCUGCAGAUCAACGGAUACGCCGUCAGCAGGCGUCUGAAGCACAUGGAGCAGGACUCGUCUUCGAUGGAGAAACGCUUCGCCUACCGCUUCCUGAAGAAGCUGCUGAAGUACGUGGACUCGGCGCAGGAGUUCAUCGCUCACCUCGAGGCGAUGGCUACCAGCGGAAAGAAUGACAGAUCGCCACAUGAACAGGAAAUCAAGUUCUUUGCUAAGGUGCUCCUCCCCCUCAUAGACCAGUACUUUAAAAACCACUCGCUCUACUUCCUGUCGUCACCCACUAAGAAUCUGAGCAGCAGCGGAUACGCGUCGAACAAAGAGAAGGAGAUGGUCACCAGUCUGUUCUGUAAGCUGGCCACUCUGGUUAGACACAGGAUCUCUCUGUUUGGAAGUGACUCCACCACGAUAGUCAGCUGUCUGCACAUCCUCGCACACACGCUGGACACCAGGACUGUGAUGAAGUCCGGAUCGGAGCUGGUCAAGGCCGGUUUGAGGACGUUCUUUGAGAGCGCGGCUGAAGAUCUGGAGAAGACGCUGGAGAACCUGAAGCUGGGGAAGUUCACGCACUCCCGCAGUCAGAUGAAGGGCGUCUCGCAGAACAUCAACUACACCACAGUGGCUCUGCUGCCCAUCCUGACCGCUCUGUUCGAGCACAUCACUGAACACCAGUUCGGCUCCGACCUUCUGCUGGAUGAUGUGCAGGUGUCGUGUUAUCGGAUCCUGACCAGUUUAUACUCGCUGGGGACGGGGAAGAACAUCUACGUGGAGAGGCAGCUGCCGGCGCUGGGGGAGUGUUUGGCGACUCUAGCCGGUGCGAUGCCCGUGGCGUUUCUGGAGCCGCAGCUAAACACACACAACCCCUGCUCCGUCUUCAACACCAAGACGUCUCGAGAACGAGCUCUGGUCGGGCUGCCGGAGUCGGUGGAGGACGUGUGUCCUGAGAUGCCUCGUCUGGACGGUCUGAUCAAGGACAUCACUGACGUGUCAGAGUCCGGCGCGCGCUACACAGAGAUGCCGCACGUCAUCGAGGUGGUGCUGCCCAUGCUGUGUAAUUAUCUGUCGUACUGGUGGGAGCGAGGCCCGGAGAACCGUCCCCGUCCCGCAGGCGUCUGCAGCAGCACCGUCACCUCCGAACACCUCAGCCUCGUCCUCGGGAACAUCCUCAAGAUCCUCAACAGCAACCUGGGCAUCGACGAGGCCUCCUGGAUGAAGCGCAUCGCAGUGUACGCUCAGCCCAUCAUCAGUAAGGCGCACGCUGAUCUGCUGAAGACACACUUCUUGCCGACGCUGGAGAAGCUGAAGAAGAAGACGGUGAAGGUGGUGUCGGAGGAGGAGCUUCUGAAAGCUGAUGGGAAGGGCGACACCCAGGAGGCGGAGCUUCUGAUCCUGGAUGAGUUUGCAGUGCUGUGCAGAGAUCUGUACGCCUUCUACCCCAUGCUCAUCCGCUACGUGGACAACAACAGGUCUCGGUGGCUGAAGGAGCCGGACACAGAUUCCAACGAGCUCUUCAGGAUGGUCGCAGAGAUCUUCAUCCUGUGGUGUAAAUCACACAACUUCAAGAGGGAAGAGCAGAACUUUGUGGUUCAGAACGAGAUCAACAACCUCUCGUUCCUCACCGGCGACAGUAAAACCAAGAUGGCAAAGUCAUUCCUCCCCAAGGCUGGUGGUCAGGAUCAGGAGCGGAAGCAUAAGAAGCGCCGUGGAGACUUUUACUCCGUCCAGACGUCUCUGAUCGUGGCGGCGCUGAAGAAGAUGCUUCCCAUCGGUCUGAACAUGUGCACGCCGGGAGACCAGGAGCUCAUCCUGCUGGCUAAGACACGAUACGGCCUGAAGGACACAGAUGAAGAGGUGAAGGAGCACAUCAGACAGAACCUGCACCUGCAGGAGAAGUCGGCGGAUCCGGCUGUUCAGUGGCAGCUCAACCUCUAUAAGGAUGUGAAGGUGAAGACAGAUGACACUCUGGAUCCGGAGCGGAGCAUUGAGAGAAUCCAGAGCAUCUCAGCCGCUGUAUUCCACCUUGAGCAGGUUGAGCAGCCGUUGCGCUCUAAGAAGUGUGUUUGGCAGAAGUUGUUGUCUAAGCAGCGGAAGCGAGCCGUUGUGGCGUGUUUCAGAAUGGCUCCGCUCUACAACCUGCCCAGGUAACACAUCUGGAACAGUCUGGCUGUCAUCGUGACAUUUGAUUCAGAUCGGUCAGUAC
Carassius gibelio (silver crucian carp) is the source of this 3142-nucleotide messenger RNA. Its product is annotated as ryanodine receptor 3-like. The coding region runs from base 16 to 3087 and encodes 1023 amino acids. NCBI's taxonomy places the organism in Eukaryota, Metazoa, Chordata, Actinopteri, Cypriniformes, Cyprinidae. Gene Ontology annotation, molecular function: ryanodine-sensitive calcium-release channel activity. Gene Ontology annotation, cellular component: Z disc; sarcolemma; sarcoplasmic reticulum membrane. The transcript has 26 exons. Gene Ontology annotation, biological process: calcium ion transport. The record is from RefSeq and is a predicted model, not a curated record.